Messenger RNA from Sipha flava (yellow sugarcane aphid), 1840 nucleotides. RefSeq names its product annexin B9-like. The transcript is spliced from 10 exons. Gene Ontology annotation, molecular function: calcium ion binding; calcium-dependent phospholipid binding. The coding region runs from base 177 to 1661 and encodes 494 amino acids. Gene Ontology annotation, cellular component: cytoplasm. Lineage: Eukaryota; Metazoa; Arthropoda; Insecta; Hemiptera; Aphididae. The record is from RefSeq and is a predicted model, not a curated record.
UUUAUGACGUUUUCUAUUGGUUUCUGUUUUUCGUCACUUGACACUCGUGAGUUGUCACUCCGCAUUAAGUUUUCUCUACUUAAAUUUCGUCUGUUUAAAGUUUCUCCAUUUUGUCUUAAUCUCAAUACUCUCUUUUGUAGUAUUCAUUAGUUUUCAUCUCAUCAACCGAUAACAAAAUGAGCUAUCCAGGAUAUCCACCAAACAACCAGGGAUUCCCUGGCCAACCUGGAAUGCAACAGCCUGGUUCUCAACUUCCUUACCCACCAUACCCAGGUGGAAAUAUAGGUCAACAAGGUUUGCCAAUGCCUAAUGCUUAUCCACCUAGUCAACCAACUUAUCCCUCCCAAAAUCCAUACCCUCAAGUAGGUCAAUAUCCACCACAUCAGCCAGCUGGUCAAUUUCUACCUCCAUCUGCUGGCUCGUCCAUGUAUCCUUCAUACCCACCACAGGCUUCCCCGUAUGCAAAUAAUCAACCACCAUCAAAUUAUCCACCUCAGGCUUCCCCUUAUCCAAUAAGCCAACCCCCAUUAAACUAUCCACCACAGUCUACAUACCCAAGCCAUCAACAAACAUCUUCGGUUUAUCCAAAUAUGACAUCUGGUAGUUAUGGAGGAGGUUCUCAAGCUCCACCGCAAGCAGCUUAUCCACCUAUUAGCACUCCUGCUCAUUAUCAACCAUUGAACAGCUCACCUGCUCAGAAAAAGUCUAACCCAACUUUGCGUCCUGCAAAUCCAUUUGAUGCACAUCGUGAUGCUGAAAUAUUGCGUAAAGCUAUGAAAGGAUUUGGAACAGAUGAAAAAGCUAUAAUUCAAGUUUUGGCUCACAGAGUCAAUUCUCAAAGACAAGAAAUUGCCCAGCAGUUUAAGACAAUGUAUGGCAAAGAUUUGAUAUCAGAUCUGAAAAGUGAACUGAGUGGAAAGUUCAAAGAUUUGAUUGUAGCACUCAUGACACCAACAAAUGAUUUCCUAGCAAAAGAAAUCCAAAAUGCUGUUUCUGGUAUUGGCACUAAUGAAGAAACAAUUAUUGAAAUUAUAUGUACUGCAUCUAAUGCAGAAAUCAAUAACAUAAAAAUGGCGUAUCACAAAUUGUUUGGAAAUGAUCUAGAGAAAGAAUUAAUGGGAGAAACAUCUGGAAGUUUUCGUCGAUUAUUGGUGUCACUUUGUCAGGGAAAACGCAAUGAAAAUACGUUUGUUGAUGUAGCAUCAGCACAAUCUGAUGCACAAAAUUUAUUACAAGCCGGUGAACUUCAGUUUGGCACAGACGAAUCUACAUUCAACAUGAUCUUGUGUAGCCGUAGUUUUCCUCAGUUACAACAGGUAUUUCUAGAGUAUCAUCGUUUAACAGGACGAGACUUUGAGGAUGUUGUCAAGAGUGAAUUCAGUGGGGAUAUUGAAAAUGGACUCCGAGCAAUUGUUAAAUCUGUAAGAGAUAAAAGUUCAUAUUUUGCUAAGCGUUUAAAUGAAAGUAUGGCCGGAUUUGGAACUAAUGACAGAGCUUUGAUUCGUAUUGUUUCUACUCGCUGUGAAAUAGAUAUGGUUGAAAUAAAAAAUGCUUACUUGUCAAUGUAUGGGAAAUCUUUAGAAGCUGAUAUUGCGUCUGAUACUAUGGAUGAUACAUCAGGCGAUUACAAAAAAUGUCUUAUUGCUUUAGUGGUUGGCUAAAUAUAAAUAACAAUAUUUUAAUAAUUCUGUACUCCAAUUAUACAAUUAUUGUUAAAUUUAAUAUCCUACACCUUAUUUAAUCAUAAUAUCCAAAAUACAUCUUUUUUUUCAUUUAAAAUACUUAUUGGCAAGUAGAUAUUCAUGUGGUUACUUUUAAAUUUACAGUAUUAUAUAUUAAU